UGUCUUGCCUUUAAUAGGCAGCCCUGAGUUCGAAUCUUGCACCCUGUCAUAUUAGCUGUCCUGUUUAGUUGUGUUCUUUAACCUUGAAGCCUUAGUGUCUAAAGUUUACUUCGCUCAGUACUGAGGGAUGAGCACAGCAAGUAAAAGAGCCUCAACAAAAGCGUGCCUGGGACAAAUGAAGCCUUCCCUCUGCAGUCAGGUUUCAGAACACACAAGUUCCUCUGAAGACACUCGAGGCCUUUUCUUCCAUUAUUACAAAUAGAUGAAGAGCACACAUUCAUAAGAUUCUAUGAUCAGAUUUCAUGGUAUAAAGAGUGAGACAUCAUCUAAACACUUGGCUGCUGCCUGAGAGGCCCUGUUUUGGAAGAUGCAUCUGCUUUAUGCCUUCCUUGCUUUGCUCUCUCUUACCUCUGGUUUCCAUCCUAACUGUCCUGGGAGAUGUAGCUGCGAUUCAGUGCACUCGGUACAAUGCUACAGGCUAACAGAGGUACCGUCAGGCCUUCCUUCCACCACCAAGAAGCUCUACAUUAGCCACAGCAAAAUUCAACACCUUCAGCUGUCUAGCUUCACCCGAAUGUUGGCUCUAGAAGAUUUUAUUCUGCUGGCCAGUGGAACAGAGUCAGUAGAAAAUGACACUUUCAAAACUCUGAGUACCUUGAAGACCUUGGAACUCUGGAAAAAUAAGUUAAGACGAGUCCCCAGGGUUCUGCCAGCCAGUCUUGAAGUGUUAAAACUAAAUGAGAAUUCAAUAAAUGUCCUACACGGAUCUGAUUUUGAAGGACUGAAGAAAUUAAAAAUCCUUGAACUUAAAAACAAUCUGAUCUCUUCUCUCUCUCCCAGCACACUCUCUUCUUUGAUCAGUUUGCAGAGUUUGAUGUUGGAUGGCAACAUUAUCGAAUCUGUAGCUGGACCACUGGUACUUCCCCACCUGAAAAGUAUGAGCCUGGAGAAUAAUAAACUGCAUCUUAUACCAGCUAGCUUCUUUGCUUCUCUUCAGGCUUUGCAGUUUCUCAGUGUCAGUGGUAAUUUUCUGACUAAAAUUCCUAUUAAUCUGCCCAAAUCCCUGCUCUCUUUAAAAAUGGAGAGAAACCAGCUCAAAGUGGUAAGGUUUCGAGACAUGAGACACUUGGAGAAUCUUUCCCACCUUUAUCUGUCAGAAAACUCACUCUCCUCCAUUGAUGGGGCACAGAUCCUUGCCAAUUUAACUACUCUUGAGUUGUCCCAAAACCAGGUUCAAACGUUGCCCCUUAAACUACCAGCAAGGCUACAAAAACUAGAUAUUAGCAAUAAUCUGAUUCAGAGAGUUACAGCCCAAGACUUCCAGGACCUCCGAGACUUGAAACACUUGUUUCUGGACAACAACAUUGUCAGCUUGUUCGAAGCUGGAGCCCUGCAGAUGUGUUCCCAGCUCUCCAACCUGGCCCUGGAACAGAACCUGCUGUUGUCUAUACCUCUAAGGCUUCCAGGGACCUUAGCCAGGCUGGACCUCAAAGGCAAUGCCAUCCAGGAUAUUACUGAGAGGGACCUCAAGGAUCUGAAGCAGCUUCAGGUUCUAAACCUUAGGAAUAACAAGAUUUCUGCCUUAGACCUCAAAGCCUUGGAGGGGUUGCCUCGCCUCAGACACCUGUAUCUGGAUGGAAAUCCGUGGAAUUGUACCUGUAGUCUCAUAAGAGCGAGGGAGAUCCUGAAGGCCAAGGGCACAGAUGUGAAGGGGGGACAAUGUGCUGCACCAGCUGAACGACAAGGGGAAAGCUGGAUGUCCUCCAAGAAGAUCAUGAGACAAUGUGAGCAUCAACUACAUCUAACCGAGAAAAACAAAGAAACCAAAAAGAAAUCAAAACCAGAAGAGCACUCCAGCAUCAGAAUCAACAUGGAUGAUGAUUAUUAUGAUUAUGAAAUAGAUUAAGUAUGAGCUUUGCCUACAGUUUAGAAAAAAAAUUUUUUUCUAAUAGACUUCAUUUUAGAGCAAUUUUAGGUUCAUAGCAUAGUUGAGACCAAGGUAUAGAAAGUUCCCAUAUACCCCCUAUCUCCACACAUGUAUAGACUCCCCCAUUGCAACAUCCCCCUUCAAAGUGGAACAUUUAUUACAAUUGAUGAACCUACAUUGACACAUCAUCAUCAACUGAAGUCCAUAGUUUACAUGCGGGUUCACUCUUGGAGGCAUACAUUCUGGGGACCUGGACAAAUGUAUGACAACCUGUGUCCAUCAUAAUAGUAGCAGAGUAGUUUCACUGCCUUAAAAAUGCUCUGUGCUCCAGAUGAAGUUUUAUAGCGUUCAAUCUCCCAAGCAGAAAUAUACAAUAAAUUUAGAUACGCAAGAGUCUUUUUUGUAAGUUUUUUUUUUUUUUUUUUAAAGAAUGAAAUCAGAGGGGCACCUGGGUGGCUCAGUCAGUUAAGCAUCUGACUUAGCUCAGGUCAUGAUCUCACGGUCCAUGAGUUCGAGCCCCAUGUGGGGCUCUGUGCUGAGGCUCAGAGCCUGUGCUCAGAGCCUGGAGCCUGCUUUGGAUUCUGUGUCUCCCUCUCUUUCUGACCCUCCGCCGUUCAU
Messenger RNA from Acinonyx jubatus (cheetah), 2545 nucleotides. RefSeq names its product nephrocan-like. Bases 368 to 1906 code for a protein of 512 amino acids. The transcript is spliced from 5 exons. Lineage: Eukaryota; Metazoa; Chordata; Mammalia; Carnivora; Felidae. Gene Ontology annotation, molecular function: protein binding. The record is from RefSeq and is a predicted model, not a curated record.